Schistosoma mattheei is the source of this 2073-nucleotide messenger RNA. The record is from the annotation of a GenBank genome assembly. Lineage: Eukaryota; Metazoa; Platyhelminthes; Trematoda; Strigeidida; Schistosomatidae.
AUGAAUACACAACGAAAUUUAGCGUCAAAAAUUUCUAGCUCUAAUAUAGUGCUUGGCGAAGAUGGUAAUCUAUGGACCUUUGAACCACAUUUUGAAAGAGGUCGUCUGCUUCCCAUUAUGAGCAGUGUUCGACCGAUCUCUUUCACAGCUGCAAAACUGCUAUGGGACCCAGAACUAAAUCCAUCUUGUCGAACUCCUUUGUAUCGAGUUGAUGGCAUUGUAGAGGGGCGAAACGAACCAGAUCCAGAUCCAGUAGUUGAUCCCAGACGCCCUUUGCACUUUAGGAAUUUUUGCAAGAAAGCGGUUGUCGAUCUUCCGAUCCCGAGUUUCAAGAUUGACUUAUAUUACGUGGGUGAAAAACCAGAAAAAGAGGUCACUUUCUCGAAUCUUAAUGAUAACAUCACAUUUAAGAACCUAGAAGACAUGUGUCGUAAAUUCGGUACGAUUAUAGAAGCUAAAAUCUACUAUCAUCCAAAAUCACAAUGCCACCUUGGUAUCGGAACCGUUGUAUUUACAUCCUCUAAAAGUGCAAGAGCUUGUGUGGAACAUCUUAACCAGACAUCAAAGAUGGGGAAUAUAAUGACCGUACAGGUGGAUCCUUUUGGUAAAAUUAGAGUCCGGUUGAUUGCUGAACAAAUGGCUGAUCUCCUGCCUUCAAACUCUUGUGAUCACUUCCAACUUCCAGAAAAACCUUUUGCUAAUCAGAUACACAGUCACAUACCUUCUGAUUUCUCAUCACAAGGUUCCUCAAAUUGUGAAGUUUGUCCACACAAUCCCACUCCACGUCAGUCUCAUACAUCCGCAAACCUUAGCGAUCACAAAGCGGUUGAAACUUUGCCACAACCGCAUUGCAUGACAACGUUCAAGUCUCACCUGUUUUUCAAAGCAUCUGAUAAACAGGAAUCGGACUUAAAAACACAUUUACGUCCUGAAAAGUCGGCAUGUGUUUUGAACAACGAUGAUAUUUCAGAAAUAUCUUGUGCCGCUACCCACUGGCAUCGAGAAGCUCCGUCUAAUUCAAAUAUUGGCAAAAGUACUUCAGGUUUUUUAGUAGACCAACAUACAAUGGGACUUGAAGCCAAUACAUGUGUUUCUAAAAAGCUUUCUAGCCAACAAGAUGAUGCAAAACUUCAUGAGUCCCGUUAUUGCGAAGAGUCUCUUGAAGCUCGCAUACAAAAAUUGCUUAAACUGAAUUGUGUAAAACCAGUUCCUGAGUUAAAACAUACUCAGAAUACCCCAGUCGUUUCAGAUCAUAACUCGAAAGUCACUUGCAAUCUUUCAGUAUCUUCAGAAGCAUGUAUUUCGACCAAUGUACGUAUCAAGUCGGAUGAUUUAAAACGGUUUGAAAGCCCUUCAAAUCAAGUGGUUCAGAAGGGAAGCACGCCUUCUGAUUCAUCGAAAAAUAUACGAGUAGUAACAAGCCCGUCAUCCAACCGUCGCACGCUUUUACCUACUCCGGAUGGCUCACUUGAGAAUACCAAGACUUCUUUGUUCAACCUUCAUCGUCCGCCUCUCCUAAAAACUCCUUACAAACCAGUGGAUGUUCAGGAAGUAAUAAAAAUAAUCGAUGACGUUCAUAUGGUUUUUGUGGAUGAGUUACGAGGAAUCAUACAUCGGGAUAUAACCCGAAAGCUUGUUGAAGGUCAGGCAUUUAAAUUGUUUUCCGAUUGGUGGGAUUCAAGAGAACAAGACUACAGACAAAAUCAUGUCAGUAGUCAUCACAAUACUAAAGAGGAGAGUGUGGGUAGUAAUUAUGUAGACCAUCCAACCACAUCUCAUGAUUCUACCGUUCCAUCACACCAGAACCAAAGUGCUAGUGGGAAUAUGUCUAACUUUUCAUUUGCUCCUACUUCAGUUUCUUCUAGUAUUCCUGUAUCAACUAUGUCUGACAAUAAUUCUGUAUCUUCAAACUUUAAACUUUUUGGUUUGGGUAUGUUUACAACCUUAAGAUCUGCUUUGCCAAAAAUUAAACGCAAACCUCGUCCACCUAGUCCUGAACCCAUAAGUUCAAACACAGUAGCUUCCACAUCAAAGACUGAGUCUCUUGCUAUCUGUCAAGAUGAACAAAUGUAA